GAGCUAAUAUGUCAAAUAUUGAGAAGCAAAUUUAAAAGCAAAGAAAACUCAGCAAUGAUGUUGAAUACACAUACAAUUCUACAGAAAUAUUUACAAACUCGUCUUUCUUUGAUGAGGAGAGAAGUUAAGAUUUUUAAGAUGAUAAUUCAUCAGUUGAAGAAGACUUUUAAGAUAAUUGGGAAAUGUCAUCAAUCUGCACAGAGAAUGUACCUUUUUUCUUUUAAUUAAAGUCUUCUAAUCCAAACUCAAUAGAAGAAAAUCAAACAAUUAAGAGAAUCACAAAAAGACCGAAUCCUGUAAUGCCAAUUAGAGUAGAACCCUUGAUUGAUAAUAGAGCAUUUAUUGAUGCUUCAAAGAGCAUUAAUAAAAAUUCUAAUUCUGGCAAGGGCAUUGCCAUUAACGUGCUUGGACAUGGAUCCAUAUGCAAAUAAAGUAAGAAGGAUAAAAAAUAAUAAAAAUUACUUAGUAAACAAUAUCUUGGUAAUAAUAAUAAUAAUUCACAACAACACUAAAAUUAGAAUCAAUAAAAUAAUAAUUAAAGUGAUUAACUAUAAGGACAUUAAUUAUAAUAAAGAGGAUCAGUAUAGGAAAAUAAAUAAAUUAACUAAUGUUAAAAAGUAACACUAUCAUACUUGUUAAUGGAAAGAGAAGUUGAAAAAUAAGCUCAGAUAAGAGCUAUAAAUUUUAUUGAAAAAUACAUUAAAUAAUAAUAAUAAGUGGAAGAUGUUAUUUAAAUGAUCUAAGAAACCUAUAAAAUUUUAUUAAUACCAGAUUUAUAAAUGUAGCAAUUGGCUGCAGUAUUAAGUUAAGAAGAAAGAGAUUUUUAAUUGAAUUUAUCAUUGCUGCGUUUAAAUUUGAACAAAAAUAUUCAUCCAUUAGCUAAGAAAGCUGAAUCGAAAAUCAAACAGCAUUUUUAAUUACAUUGACCGAUAAUUUAUCAAGACUUGCUAAGUGAAAUGAG
Molecule: messenger RNA, 961 nt
Organism: Paramecium primaurelia
Lineage: Eukaryota; Ciliophora; Oligohymenophorea; Peniculida; Parameciidae
Source: the annotation of a GenBank genome assembly